AUGCAGUGGGAGCCCAAUCCUCUGGUGGGUCUGGGUUUCGCGGCGGAUUGCGAAUCGAGAGAGAUGAAUGAUGGCAGAGAGGCGAUCUUUAUUCGCCGGAAUCUGGGUUCCUUCACCUUUCUUAGUCGACAUAAUAUAGGUGUAAAUCGAACAUGCAUGCACCCAGAAAGCAUCUUAGAACUCUCUGAGAUUGGAACUGAAUCAGAAUUCCAGAGCAACUCUCCCUCUCCGCCUCUUGUUUCAGAGAAUCAUGAAGAAGGACAAGGUGGCAGGAACACCAAUCCGCCUGUUCCUAUCACUGAAACUCCGAGAAUGGAGCAAAGGUCCCCUGUUACUGGAUUGGAAGGAGAAACAGAGCAGGUUGAUUCGACUGCUCAACAUUCAGCUGCAGACCUGCUGUCAUCAGAGGGUGGAAGUUUGAAUGGGACGACCAAAAAAAGAAAAGGAAGAGGACCAGAAAAGGGUGUAAAGCCUGGACACAACCUGUCCCUGGAAUUUCACGAUAACAGGAUAAUUACCACUCAAGCAGCCCGUGAAACAGCUAUCUUCAAAAGGAGCAUCAAUGGGCCUUGGAUUACGUUCUCAGAGUAUCCUGCUUCAGAACUCAAGAUUGUGAUAACUCGUUUCAAGGACUCAGGAUUCACUUACACUGGGUCAAAAGAGACUUUCAACGAUAUGGUCAGAGACCACGUGAAGAGAAACUUUCCCCAGUGGAUGUAUGGUCUCCGAGACCGAAUUUUCAAGAAGUAUAAGGAUCUGAAUCAAAGAAUGAACCAUCCACCACCACAAAUUAGUCCAUCAAUUUGGAGGGAGAUGGUUCAGAAAUGGACUAACCCGAAUUGGGUGGAAAUGACACCAUUGACCAAGUACAGACAUGAAGAGAUAAAGCAAAAUGGAAAAGAACCUGAUCCGAUCGAGAUGUUUAGACGUUUCCAUGUGAAGAAGGACAAGAACUGGGUUUCGUCAAAAGCAAAACCCUACAUGAUGGAAUGGUACAAGUAG
Linum trigynum is the source of this 1002-nucleotide messenger RNA. The record is from the annotation of a GenBank genome assembly. NCBI's taxonomy places the organism in Eukaryota, Viridiplantae, Streptophyta, Magnoliopsida, Malpighiales, Linaceae.